AUGGAGCAACUCGAGGAGGAACUGACUUGCCCGAUCUGUUGUGGUCUAUUUGACGACCCAAGAGUGCUUCUCUGCUCGCACAGUUUCUGCCGGAGAUGCCUGGAGGUUCUCCUGGAGCCCCCCCGGGGCUCCGCUUUCUCCAGGUCGCCGUUCAGGUGCCCGACUUGCCGCAAGGAAAGCCCGCACAACGGCGCGAACAGCCUCCAGGUUAACUACUCCCUUCGCGGUAUAGUGGAGAAAUACGCCCGGCUUAAAGAGACGCCCCAAACGGGCGUGUGCGCCCAGCAUACCGGUCAGCCGCUUAAUAUGUUUUGCGCCACGGAUUUGCGGCUGAUUUGCGGCUGUUGCGCGACCGCCGACGAGCACCGGGACCACCGCUUCUGUUCCCUGGAGGAGGCGUACAAGCAGGAGAGACACGCAUUCGAGGAGCUCCUCCGCGGGGCGGAGGGUUGGCCGAGCGCGGGUGCUCUCGCCCGGCUGGAGUCGUUGCGAGCGGCUAAGAAAAGGGCGCUCCAGGCGGUCAACGAGGACGCGGAGCGGGCGAGCGACUACUUCGAGAGGUUGACAGCCGCGCUGGAGAGCAAGAAAAGCGAGAUCCUGUGCGACUUCGAGACGCAGAAGCUGGCCGUCAUACAAGCGUACGACCCGGAGAUGACGCGGCUGCGAGAUAUGCUGGAUCGCCAGCGGAGCGCGCUGACUGAAGCCGAGGUGUUCCGCGGCGUCACGGAGCCGCUGGGUUUCCUGGAGCACAUGCACGACUUCCGACGAACCCUCGCGGCUCUGAAGAAGGAGGAAGCGGGCAAGGAGACGCCGCCUCCCGCUCGGACACCUCCGGAUGUCGCCCCGCUCGAUGUCAAAAAGUGGGACGCGAUGAAGCUCGGGGACGUUGAUAAGAUGACGGUGCCUCAUGAGAGGGAGGUGACGGCGAGGGUUGGGAAAUCACGCCGAUCCACGCGGUGUCUCUCCUCGGCUAUCCUGAUGUGGGGGCUUUUAUCCGCGGCUACCACGCUGCUGCUUCUCGGGGGGGUCACAGAAGAAGCUCUGUGGGAGGUGACUGAUGCAUCCACGCGGGUCGUGGGCAACUUCAUUGACUCCGCUGUCAGUUACAUUGGCGGAUACACGUCGAUUUAA
Messenger RNA from Nerophis lumbriciformis (worm pipefish), 1131 nucleotides. Lineage: Eukaryota; Metazoa; Chordata; Actinopteri; Syngnathiformes; Syngnathidae. The record is from RefSeq and is a predicted model, not a curated record.